Suillus subalutaceus is the source of this 456-nucleotide messenger RNA. RefSeq lists its product as uncharacterized. Gene Ontology annotation, molecular function: zinc ion binding; nucleic acid binding. Bases 1 to 456 code for a protein of 151 amino acids. Lineage: Eukaryota; Fungi; Basidiomycota; Agaricomycetes; Boletales; Suillaceae. The transcript has a single exon. The record is from RefSeq and is a predicted model, not a curated record.
AUGUCUUCUUGGAUCGGCGAUGUUUGCGCGCAUGCUCACCACCUGAAAUGUGUUGAAAUCACACUUCCCGAUAUCUUCACCAUCGUUGUCCUCACAUCUGGACUCCCACCAGAAUAUGAGCCUGUUGUUGUUGCGCUCGAUGCAGUUGACUCAGCCAAACUUACUCUCGACGUUGCAAUUGCUCGGCUCCUCAAUGAAGAAGAGCGCCAUAUUAGCCAACAGCUGAUGGCCGAAUACAGAUCCUCCGCUACAGCUCCUGAGGGCAUGGAGAGCGCUGCUUAUGCUGCUCGUACGCCAAAUGUUACAUGCUUCGACUGUGGAAAUAAAGGUCACUAUGUUAAGGAUUGCAAAAAGAGGACUUUGGAGAAUGUGGGAGCAAAGGUGGCAGUUACCAAUGGUCCAGAUUUGUCAGAUGAGCUCGAAGAUGUCUGUAGGCAUAUGCACGGGUAUGGGUAA